Molecule: messenger RNA, 210 nt
Organism: Protopolystoma xenopodis
Lineage: Eukaryota; Metazoa; Platyhelminthes; Monogenea; Polystomatidea; Polystomatidae
Source: the annotation of a GenBank genome assembly
AUGCGUCGGGAGAGCACGUAUUCAUCAGAGCCGAAGACGGUGCACAAACAGCUCCGACACGAACACAUGCGCAUCGGAGUGGCUAAAGGACUAUCGUCCAUCGUGCUCUGUAAGAACUGGUUCAUGAAUCCCUUUUUCGACCACCCUCAUGCGGAAGGGAUACAAUACGAGUUAGGAGACUUGUCUACCUUCCUUUUUAAUGUAGGCUAG